UUGCCGUUUCAAAUUUCCUUUUGUCACAGCGUUCCCUGCAUGGUCUCCUGCAGAUGAAAAGGGUAGAAACAGAGAGAGAAGGAGAGAGGGUGGUGGGGUCUGAAACUGAACGCUGCGGUGGCCCAGUGUAGGCCUGAAGCCGGGCUGGCAAAUGUUGCCCCUCCCUUUUUCUCUUCAUCCACUGCCCACCUUCUCUUUCCUUAAAGAUGGAAAUCUUUCAUUCUGAGUUCCAUUCACCAGCAAAACUUGGAUUUUGACGGCGAGAUCCCUUGAUAUUGUGCCUCCACUACUAUAUUCGGCUUCCCCUCCCUCUUUUCCUCUAUCUUCUUCCUUCCUUUUGCGUCGUCACUACUGGAGUGAAGUGAAGAACCCCCGCCCAUCUUGUCUUGCUGGGCAGGCGUUCAAGCAUUCUUCCUUUCUCGGGUCGGAGUGUUGGUGUUAAAUCCACCUGCUACUUCCUGCAACUCACGGAUCUGCAAGAACAGAGUACUGGAGGAAGAACAGAAAAGGGGAAAGUUCUGUUGAGGAGCAGAACUCGAUAGGAUUCUCUGUUAUUUCUUUUUCAGGAGCAGUAUUUAUACAGUUAUAAAUACGUAUACAUUUACAGCUAUAUAACGCUCUCAGCCACUCCAAGGUUUAGACUCUUUCAGAGACGCGCACAAUACGUUCCAACAGGUUUGGAUGGUUUCUUCGUGGUUGCGUUGCCCUUGCAUACUGGUAUGCUGUAAUAGACGGGAAGGGGGAGACAUUUUGAAGAGACAAGGUAAAGGAUUUAAGGAUCUUUGGUUAGAGUAAAUUUAGGAGAACGGGGAAGUGUUCGGAAUAAACAACCUCAGGACGGUCCGGUUUUCACCUUUUGUCGCCCGAAUAACGGCGCCCUCAUCGCGAUCCUUCGAUGAUUCUUGAAGAACCAAUUUCGUAGCAAUUCCUGUUUUGGACAGUCAGCAAUGGGUACAGUUCCUCCUGAUUGCCCAUAUCCUGGAUGCUUCUUCUGCGUUAUGAAAGAAGGAAAUCCUAGUAAACGUAGAUCAAGUGUAUUGAAGUUCUUCAGAGAACUUCCUACUCAAGAUGAUGAUGGCCAGGUUCUCCCAAUCAGUGGUCUCUGGAAUACUGCCAUGGCACACCCCAAUGAUCCUGAGUUCAUUGAGUUGGGAAUAUUUGAAUGCAUGUCUUCUCUUAUAUGGAAGGGCUUGAAGAAUAGGCGCUGGCUUUCCCAUGACCAGAAUAUCUAUAUACCCUAUUAUGCAGCACAUAUCAUCGGAUCAUACACAAUGAAUAUGGAGGAAUUUGCAGAACGUGCGGUCCGUUCAGGGGUUAUCCCACCUCUUGUGGAGCUUUUAAGAGGUCGAUUGACUUGGGUGGAGCAAAGGGUGGCGGUUAGAGCUCUCGGACAUUUGGCCACAUAUGCCUCUACUUUUCCUGCUGUUGCCAACCAUAGUGAAGUUCUUGAGCUCUCCAUUCAGCUGGCAAUGGGUUCACUUGAAAUUGUUUAUUCUCAUUUCUAUCAAUUUGUGGACAGACGGCUUAGUUAUCACUGUGAUUUGCUGACACGUGGAAUGGGUGGAGUUGAAAUGGAGUCUAGGAAAGCUGAAGAAUGGGCUAGUCAAUUGCAGUGUUGGUCUCUUCAGCUCAUUAAUUGCUUUGCCUUCAAGGCAGAGUUUAUCCCUUUCGUUUGCAAACCUGAAUUUCUUGUCAAGCUCCCAGGCAUGUGGGGAGGACUAGUAAAUGAAAAUUCACCGGCUGGUAUUGGUUUAUUAAGAACAAUAUGUCACCACAAGCAUGGCAGGUUACAAGUGGCUAGUCUUCCAGGAAUUAUCGAGGCUCUUUGCAACAUUGCUCGCUCUUCGGAUGAUUGGCAAUACAUGGCUAUCGAUUGCCUUCUGUGGUUGCUUAAAGAUCAAAAUACUUCUCAUAAAGUAAUUGAUGCAGCCGCUCCUGUUCUUGUAGACUUGGCGGAAGUGUCUUCUCUGGGGGACCACAAAAGGCUUGGGGAAUCUAUUGCUGAAGUUCUUCAGGAAUGCAUCCAAUCACAUGUCAUGGUAAGGAGCUCUAUCAGCAGCCACACAAAGGAGCAACUUGAUGAGCUUGCAAACUCAAGGAGGAGAACGAAAUGGGAGAAGAAUAUGCCAAAAGAGGAUCUUCAUAUCAAACAGGCUGCAGCGUUAGUUGUAAAACUCGAAGGCAAUUCUCUCUUCUCUUCAGGUGAUAUUGCAGGUGCAGCAGCCAAAUACACAGAGGCAUUAGCUUCAUGUCCUAUGAAGUCCAGGAAAGAGAGGCUUGUGCUCUUUAGCAAUCGGGCUCAAUGCCACCUUCUCAUGCAGCAGCCUUUGGCUGCCAUAAGUGAUGCUACACGUGCGCUCUGUCUGCAUAGUCCUAUCAAUCGCCAUGCCAAAAGUCUGUGGAGAAGAGCCCAGGCAUAUGAUAUGUUGGGAUUGGCUAAAGAAAGUUUGCUUGAUGCCAUUCUUUUCAUCAAUGAAUGCUCUCAAUCGACUGAUCCAGACCUCUCACUUUGGAAGAAUAAAGUCCCUGAUUAUGCGGAGCGUUUAGUCAAAAAGCAGAUGCGGGCAUCUUGGUUGUUUAGAGAAGCUGCGAUAAAGCAUGGCAGUACGAAUCAUCAUGGUGACAUUGGUGAUAUUUAUGGUGAGGAAGGAGAUGAUUCUGAAUGGGAGACUGCAAGUGAAAGCGACAUUGAGAAUGCUGUUGGAGGAGAGGCCGGCAAUAAUGGCAGUUGGCAAAAUGAUGAACAGGAGAAAGCUGAACAUGAGAAAUCUUCCAAAGAAGACUUGAGGCUUGGAUACAAGGUGCAUGUUGCAGAAGAAGAAAAAUAGUCAUAUGCAGUAUGGAUCUCCAUAGCCAUGUUUGAUGAACAUAGACUCCACGUUCUAGCCUUAAAGUAUUCAGAUAGGUUUGUGUUGUGUAAUGUCUCUUUCCACCUAUUGUGCCCUUACAUGAGGCUGCCUACGAAUUAAUGUUUGGCUAGCAAUUGUUAUAAGUCUUCUUGUGGCUCAAAUGCCAUUUUGAACUUGUAUUGGUGAAAGAGGACUGGCUCAACAAAGAGAACCAGAUUUCGUCUAAGGAAUUCAGUCAAUUGUAUCA
This is a messenger RNA of Nymphaea colorata (pocket water lily), 3096 nucleotides long. RefSeq lists its product as uncharacterized. The coding region runs from base 948 to 2828 and encodes 626 amino acids. The transcript is spliced from 4 exons. The record is from RefSeq and is a predicted model, not a curated record. NCBI's taxonomy places the organism in Eukaryota, Viridiplantae, Streptophyta, Magnoliopsida, Nymphaeales, Nymphaeaceae. Gene Ontology annotation, molecular function: protein binding.